Messenger RNA from Neogale vison (American mink), 1856 nucleotides. RefSeq names its product MCL1 apoptosis regulator, BCL2 family member (gene MCL1). Gene Ontology annotation, cellular component: mitochondrial outer membrane. Gene Ontology annotation, molecular function: channel activity; protein heterodimerization activity; protein homodimerization activity. The record is from RefSeq and is a predicted model, not a curated record. Gene Ontology annotation, biological process: release of cytochrome c from mitochondria; mitochondrial fusion; positive regulation of apoptotic process. NCBI's taxonomy places the organism in Eukaryota, Metazoa, Chordata, Mammalia, Carnivora, Mustelidae.
UCUCACAGUCCUACUUCCGCUUCCUUCCACCCAGGAGUUAGGCUCAUCCCCCAUUUUUCUCACCUGGGAGGCGGCCUCGGCGUCGGCAGCUUGCGAUGUUUGGCCUCAAAAGAAACGCAGUAAUCGGACUCAACCUCUACUGUGGGGGGGCCGGGCUGGGGGCCGGCAGCGGGGGCGCCUCCUCUUCGGGAGGGCGGCUUUUGGCUUCGGGGAAGGAGGCCACGGCCCGGCGGGAGGUAGGGGGAGGGGAAGCCGGUGCGGUGAUUGGCGGAAGCGCCGGCGCGAGUACCCCGGCCACUCUCGCGCCGGACGCCCGGAGGGUCGCGCGGCCCUCGCCCAUUGGCGCCGAGGGCCCCAACGUCACCGCGACCCCCCCGAGGCUGCUGUUCUUCGAGCCUACCCGCCGCGCGUCGCCGCCUGAAGAGAUGGAAGGCCCAGCUGCCGACGCCAUCAUGUCGCCCGAAGAGGAGCUGGAUGGGUACGAGCCGGAACCUUUGGGGAAGAGGCCUGCUGUCCUGCCUUUGCUGGAGUUGGUGGGGGAGGCCAGCAGUGGCCCCUGCACGGACGGCUCACUGCCCUCGACGCCACCCCCAGCAGAGGAGGAGGAAGACGAGUUGUACCGGCAGUCCCUGGAGAUUAUUUCUCGGUACCUGCGGGAGCAGGCAACGGGCGCCAAGGACGCGAAACCACUGGGCGGGCCUGGGGCUGCCAGCCGGAAGGCGUUAGAGACCCUCCGACGGGUCGGGGACGGGGUACAGCGCAACCACGAGACGGCCUUCCAAGGCAUGCUUCGGAAACUGGACAUCAAAAACGAAGACGAUGUCAAAUCUUUGUCUCGAGUGAUGGUCCAUGUUUUCAGUGACGGAGUAACAAACUGGGGCAGGAUUGUGACUCUUAUUUCUUUUGGUGCCUUUGUGGCCAAACACUUGAAGAGUAUAAACCAAGAAAGCUGCAUCGAACCAUUAGCAGAAAGCAUCACAGAUGUUCUCGUAAGGACAAAACGAGACUGGCUAGUCAAACAAAGAGGCUGGGAUGGGUUUGUGGAGUUCUUCCAUGUAGAGGACCUAGAAGGUGGCAUCAGAAAUGUGCUGCUGGCUUUUGCAGGUGUUGCUGGAGUAGGAGCUGGUUUGGCAUAUCUAAUAAGAUAGCCUUUUAAGUGCAAUAACUGACUUUUAACCAACCCCAGGCAACAAAACCAUGUGUGACUGCUGUGAAAUCAAAUGUAUUUAUGAAGUUGGACUUUGAGCUGUCCAGGCUGUAACCUCCGAGAGUUCUCCAGCAACGUAGAACAGCAAGUGGCAAGAGGAUUAUGGCUAACGGGAAUAAAUACAUGGGAAAAGUAGUCCCCCUUGAAGAGUCACUGUCUAAAAGAAGCAAAGUUCAGUUUCAGCAACAGGCAAACUUUGGGAGGCCAUGGAGGAGAACUUUUAGAUUUAGUGAAGAUGGUAGGGUUGAAGAGACUUAAUUUCCUUAUCUAGAACAGGAGAGUGGCCAGUAGCCAGGCUAGUCAUAGAGUCCAGUAAAUAUGUCCACUGAAUUCAUUAACUUCUUAAAGUGUUAAAAGAGAAGCACUAACAGUGGCAUUGAUCUGUAUAAAAUGGAUUUAAGCUACAGGUAAUAGAACUAUGACUAGAAGCCUCAGUACUGUACAACAGUGUGUGAAGGGAAGCUUUUUCUCUGCAAUUAGCCUUCCCAGGUAUACUUAUUGAAUGGAAAGUCCCAAGUGUUCAGGACUUUUAUACCUGUUAUACUUUGGCUUGGUUGAGUGGUUUAGUUUAUUAGCCUAGUAAUGGCCAAGAAUACUUGACUUAAGGCUCAAUCAUCAGAGUUGCAAAUAUGAGAAUAUCCUCAAUUUU